Oncorhynchus mykiss (rainbow trout) is the source of this 3037-nucleotide messenger RNA. Lineage: Eukaryota; Metazoa; Chordata; Actinopteri; Salmoniformes; Salmonidae. The record is from RefSeq and is a predicted model, not a curated record.
GAAGGGAGGUCCGAGCCGGGCCUUGUAACGGCACAUCUUUAUCACCACUGACAGGAAGGAAGGGUUUUCACCAGAGCCAGAGGGAAACCACACACACACACACACACACACUCCUCCCACAGUGGCUGUUCCUCUAAAAGGCUGCCAGCUCUUUGAUGAUCACUGAGCGUCUUCUGAAGUUCGUAGGAAUGAACUUUGACUUCACACACUCUGGCCCUUAACCCUGAGGAAGAGAAGAGAUGAAGAAGCACUUCACGACCAUCCCACUCAUCCACGUCAUAGAGGCGGAGCGUGGCAGCGAUGGUAACAACAUCCUCAGCCUCCCGGUACCGAUGCGGCGGGGGGGCUCUGAGUCCAACCUGGUGUCUGACGGGGGCGAGGGGGGCGUGGGCCUGGACUUCACUAAGGGCCGUCUGGCCAUCGACAGCCUGCAGCAGAAGAUACUCAAGGUGACAGAGCAGAUCAAGGUGGAACAGACAGCCAGGGAUCAGAACGUGGCAGAGUACCUCAAACUGGUCAACAACGCUGACAAGCAGCAGGUGGCACGCAUACGCCAGGUGUUUGAGAAGAAGAACCAGAAGUCUGCCCACAGCAUCGCCCAGCUGCAGAGGAAGCUGGAGCAGUACCACCGUCGUAUGAAGGAGGAGGCCAACGGGGCCAAGCACCCGCCCAGGGAUGCCCGGGGGGAGGGGGGCAAGGAGGUCCAAAAGGACGGCAGCCUGCGGGAUGUCAGCUCGGCCAGCGCGCGCAACCCGGCAAUGGACAAGGUCAAGACCAUCGGACCCGGGGUCUCCCUCUCGCCCCCCUUCUUCUUCAACAAGUCGCGGGAGUUCGCCAACCUCAUCCGCAACAAGUUUGGCAGCGCCGACAACAUUGCCCACAUGAAGAGCUCCAUGGAGACGGGGGCGGGGCUCCAGACGGAAGGCGGGGCCCGGGCGCUGAGCGGCAGCGCCACCACGAUUGCCAAGGCCAAGUACCCCAGCGACGACGAAUGUUCCACGGGGACCUCUGUGUCGGCAGACUCCAACGGGAACCCGGCGGGGGGGUCGGGGUUGGGGUCAGGGGGUGGGCCGGGGAGGUCAGACUCUCAAGCGAGGCUGGGGGAGGUGCUGGAGGAGGUCAGGGAGAUUAGGGAGGCCCAGGCACAGCUGGCCGAGGACAUGGAGUCACUGAAAAGCCAGUUCAAGAGUGACUACAGCUUCAUCACACAGACGCUGCAGGAGGAGAGAUACAGGUUUGAGCGGUUAGAGGACCAGUUAAAUGACCUGACAGAGUUGCACCAGCAUGAGACCAGUAACCUGAAGCAGGAGCUGGCCAGCAUCGAGGAGAAGGUGGCUUACCAGGCCUACGAGAGAGCUAGGGACAUCCAGGAGGCUCUGGAGUCGUGUCAGACGCGUGUCUCUAAGCUGGAGCUCCAGCAGCAGCAGCAGCAGACGGUACAGGUGGAGAACACAGAUGCCAAGGUGCUGCUGGGGAAAUGCAUCAACAUCAUGCUGGCCAUCGUCACGGUGAUCCUGGUGUGUGUUUCCACGGCGGCCAAGUUCACCGCGCCCCUCCUGCGGAGCCGCGUGCACCUGGCGCUCACCUGCGUGGGUUUGUCCCUACUGGUGGUCAUUUGGAAGAACUGGGAGCACCUACAGUGUGCCCUGGAACGCAUGCUCCUCCCACACUGAGCUAGACUCCUCCCAUGUUAAGCUAGUGUCCACCCAGUCUGAGUUUGUACCCCUCACACUGUGGGUUUGGCACCACCCACACCGAGCUUGCGACUUUGGAACUCUGUGACGUUGUCAUAGUGAUAGAUUAAAUGGGGCGGUGUUUACAAUGUAGCCUUACACCCCACCACCCUGUCUCUACCCCUCUCUGUCUUUUGGAGUUUGGGCAGAACUCCUUGAGGGAAAUUGUUUCCAAAUGGUGCCAGUGUGCCACUACAGUACAAAUUACAGGAAAGCAAGACUGACCAAUCAGAUGGUGGCUACAGAGGAAGCAGGACCAGUCACAUACAGUAUUAUUGCGGACACUGAUCUUUGUGUGGUUGUCAAUCUCAAUAGGACAUUGAACUGCACUUUAAAGGUGGUAAGCUUACGUAUAACCUUUAUAGGGGAAACAAGGGGUCCCUCGAUUGGUUCGUACUUACAUCACCUUAAUUACACUUACACACUGACAGUAUUAAAGACCUCUGGCUCUGAUCCACACACAGUCUCACUCCCAUCCCCCCAAGCCACUAUGAUACACAUUCACCCACACUCACACUGACAGGAAUGAGACUUGUGUGUCAGUGUAUGUACAGGGGGUGGGGGUGUUCUCCAUUUGAGAGUGCUUUGUCUGUGUGUACCUGUACUGUCAAGUGAUGAAAUGUUUUAUAAUUGAAAAAAAAAAAAAAGACAAAGGACAAUGUUUCUUUUUUUUAAAGUGUAAUAUUUGUCUGAGUGUCUGUGAAAGGUGGUUCAUUUUUUACAAAGGAAUGGUUAUGAACUGCAGGACUGCCUCUUGUUUCUGUGUACUGGUAUGUGGGUUUGUGGAUAAAUGGUGUCUUAUGUACUCUAUAUAGUCUAUUAACAGAUGCAGUGGAACUGCCACGGGUCUAGUCUAUAAGGGGUGAAUUCACCCCAAGAGUUAUGUGAUCUCUCUCCCAAAGGAAAUGCAUAGACUGACCCUUUAGCUGCUAACAUGCUAACUGUGUGAGUGAUAUCCUCUGCCAGUCUUUGAUGGAUCUGGGGGGAGGUAACCUCUGGCCUGACACACAAACCUCAUUUCUGAUUCGUCCUUUAAUAUUGAUGAUAAUGUCAUUGUUGUGAAAUAGGAAUUAAGCUCUGUUCCGAGUCGGCUGAACAAAGGAUUUGACUUCUACCAAAUGGUUCAGACAGAUUUGAACACAUUUUAUUUGUUUUCUCUGAAAUGUUUCAAUAUUUUUUUGCCUUUUUACAAUGAGAACAACAAAAUGAACAUUCUAAAUGCCUUUGAUGCUAUCGUCUGAUUUGGACAGAGAUGGGAGGGGUAGGUGGAUAGUGAACGAUGCAGCUCUGGCCCCACCCACUCU